Messenger RNA from Cajanus cajan (pigeon pea), 558 nucleotides. The record is from RefSeq and is a predicted model, not a curated record. NCBI's taxonomy places the organism in Eukaryota, Viridiplantae, Streptophyta, Magnoliopsida, Fabales, Fabaceae.
CGGCGUCGUUUAAUUGCGACGAUGCUAAAUAUAAAAAAAGGAGAGAAAUGAAGAGGAAUUUUACUUUGUAGCGAUGGAAGCAAUGGUUUCCGGCGACCUGAAGUCGUCGAGCUUGGAUCGUGUCAGACCACCACCGCCUCCUCCAGAUUCGGCCCUUGUUUUGGCUACCAGACCUCCCAGACAAGCGGUGUCGUACUGGACGUGCUCCAAGCUUUGUGCAAUUUGCUUCGUUGCUGGGGUUGUUUUCGGUUACUCCCUGAGAGGACGAGUUAAGCGUUGGGCUUCCAAGUUGCUCAAGAAGCUCACCUGAUACUUUUAGUCAUUUGGUCAGAAUAGCAUAACAAUUUUGCUUCAUUCCUCAUGCGGGUUUUGUAAUGGAAUUACUUGCUUUCGCACAACUUUCAGUUUUUUCCUACUACUGCUCAACAUCUUUUUACAAUCAAUCUUCACAGAUUUAGAUGCCCAAACUUCAAUAUCAUGUUUCCAACUUCAUUUAACUCGCUUUGCCUUUACUUAUCAGCCAUUCUUGUCAAGGAUCAUCGAUUUUACCCACUACAA